This is a messenger RNA of Pedinophyceae sp. YPF-701, 309 nucleotides long. The record is from the annotation of a GenBank genome assembly. NCBI's taxonomy places the organism in Eukaryota, Viridiplantae, Chlorophyta, Pedinophyceae.
AUGCAGGCCGCGCAGGGCGACGUGGGUGCGCAAGGGGUGCGCGGGGACGCGCCUGCGCCGGACCAGCUGCUGCCGGAGCAGGUGACCACGGAGGUCGUGCAGCGCUACCUCGAGGAGAACGAGCUCCUGAUCAAGGCGAUUGUGGACCACCAGAACCAAGGGCGGCUGGACGAGUGCACGCAGUACCAGGCGAAGCUGCAGCGAAAUCUGCUGUUCCUGGCCGGCAUCGCGGACGCGCAGGUGUCGGCCCAGGCGACGAUGCCGCGCGGCGCGGCGGGCGACGGCGGUGCGGCGCAGCAGCCACAAUGA